AUGAGCACGAGACGUCCAAGAAGACUUUUAGCUGCAUGUCAUUCUCAAAAGAUCAAGUGUUCGGGUGACAAGCCGUGUCAGUCGUGUAGUUCUACAGGUAGGGCGGGCGAAUGUGAGUUUCCCGCCAACAAGGAGCGCAAGAUUCCAGUUUCUGAAAGUUAUCUCAAAAAGCUCGAAGACGACAGUCGAAAACUACAAGCCAUUGCAAGCCACAACCAAACACCAGAGACCGAACCAGCCUUUACUCCCCUCAACAGUCAAUCUCAGAAUGACUACGACCCGCCAUCACUCUCAAAAGAAGAGAGUAAUCUUUUUAAUCCGCUCUUCGAUAGACAACCCGAAAAGCCCAUCCAAGAACGUUCCUCCGAACCAGGUUUCAUAGGCGAAGCGUCAUGUGCUGCCUUUAGCAACCGACUCUUGUCAUGUCUCGACGACACAUAUACGCCUUCAACAGCUGGUCUAUCGAAUUACCACAAGCUCAGCACAUAUGCAAAGUUACCUGCGGCGCAAGGCUCGGAGUUUCCAGAACGGAUGCACGUCAAGUUACUUCUGAACGUGGCUCGACGUUUCAUUGGGAAUUACCACCCUUUGUUUCUCGAGGUUACCUUUAUGAAGGAGAUUGAUGCAGUAUAUCGAAGAGAAAUGGUCCCUUCGUCGCUGUGGCUCUGCAAGUUUUACGCUCUCAUGGCUUUGGGGGAGAUAUACACCCACAGAAGAGGCGUCGGGGAUAAUAAUAGGGUGCCGGGUACGAAUUAUUACGUGAGGGCAGUGAGUCUACUACAAGAGAAUCAAGACUACUACGAAGAGCCGUCUUUGAUGCAAGUGGAAGUUCUCACACUACUGGCCUGGGCUUCUAAUGUGCUGGGCCGCAUCCGAACAGCAUACUGCUAUAGCGGCAUCGCCAUGCGUCUAGCCCAAAGUCUCGGCAUGCACAGAUCCGCAUCGCGACACACAACCCUUACACCAGUCGAACGAGAAAGUCGAACACGGACAUGGUGGGUUUUGUACUUUUUCGAUCGUUUCUCUGCGUCCAAGCUGGGUCAGCCCAUUACAGUCAGAGACGAAGAUAUAGACGUGGAGAUGCCAAGCCAGGAAGGUUUGACAAAGGAUGAGAUGGCCGAGUUUCUGGACCCGCAGAAUCUUAUCACGAAUAUUAGGCUGGCGAGAAUAAUUGGAAACAUCUGUGAAUCGUCCUCUUCAAACAACUUUGCGUGGGCUAACCGUUUACCAGUGACACACAUCUACGGUAUACCGAAAGCCACAAAUGGUCUCUAUAUCCAUCAAGUACAUGGUAUACUGAAGCAACUUCGAGAAUGGCACGACGAACUACGAACCGACAUGCGCGUCAAAGAACGUGGAACUCCCAGACCUGUGGCAAGUCUUCAUCUGGCAUAUUACCAAUGCAUAAUACAAACAACACGUCCUGUUUUACUGCAUCUAUUCAAGACGCAAUUCCAACUGGGCACCAAACCGAGAGACGAUGCUCAACCUCGACAAAACGUUUCAUCCAUCACAUUGGCCCUUGCAGAGAGCUGUGUCAAUGCUGCACAGGCAUCUAGUCGCAUCGUCGAGGGAUUAUUCCUAGAUGGCAGCAUUGCUACGUUUGGAUACUGGGAUGCACAUCAUAUCUUUUCAGCAGCAAUGAUCCUCAUCAUGUCAGCCGUCAUGAAACCGACGGCCGUCAACUCUGAUCAUCUUGAGACAUUACUCAGCGUUUUGCGCUCUCUAAAGAACGACGGGAAUAUUCCAGCUGUGGACUUUUGCGAGAGAUUAUCACAUAUCCAAACUCGAGUUUCGACACUUAGAGCAACGGGCCGCUUAGAUGGUGUACCGCCUACUACAAGACCACCUUCACCGAACGAAAACCUCGAUUCGUCUGGUCAAAACCAGCCUUUUCAGACGCCAAUGAGCAUGGACACGGAGUGUAAUACUGGGGUGGUUGGCUAUGAUGAUGUGGAUAUUCUGGGGAACCCACUAAUUGGGAGCUUUUUGGAUGGGAAUCAGGUUCAGUGGCUGGAUGUGCUUUUUGCAGAGGAUGGGACGCUGAAGGAGUUUGCUUCAGAGAUUGAAGAUCAGUUUUUAUUUAGGUAG
Fusarium graminearum PH-1 is the source of this 2091-nucleotide messenger RNA. RefSeq lists its product as uncharacterized. The record is from RefSeq and is a predicted model, not a curated record. Gene Ontology annotation, cellular component: nucleus. Gene Ontology annotation, molecular function: zinc ion binding; DNA-binding transcription factor activity, RNA polymerase II-specific; sequence-specific DNA binding. The coding region runs from base 1 to 2091 and encodes 696 amino acids. NCBI's taxonomy places the organism in Eukaryota, Fungi, Ascomycota, Sordariomycetes, Hypocreales, Nectriaceae. Gene Ontology annotation, biological process: DNA-templated transcription; positive regulation of transcription by RNA polymerase II. The transcript has 4 exons.